Messenger RNA from Micropterus dolomieu (smallmouth bass), 2501 nucleotides. RefSeq names its product syntaxin 4 (gene stx4). Bases 183 to 1079 code for a protein of 298 amino acids. Gene Ontology annotation, biological process: exocytosis; intracellular protein transport; vesicle fusion. The record is from RefSeq and is a predicted model, not a curated record. Gene Ontology annotation, cellular component: plasma membrane; SNARE complex; endomembrane system. Gene Ontology annotation, molecular function: SNAP receptor activity; SNARE binding. The transcript has 10 exons. NCBI's taxonomy places the organism in Eukaryota, Metazoa, Chordata, Actinopteri, Centrarchiformes, Centrarchidae.
GACAGCCAAUGUUUUGAAGCGCACCAGAGGAAGAAGCCUUGCUACUGGAGUUUACUAGUUGAAUGACAGGAGCUCACAGCAAAGUUUACACUUACCUUCUCUGCUUGGGAAUAACUUACCAUUCUUCAGCGCAGAGUCGCAGCGGUUCCGACACCUGACUGGCGGCUUGACCCUGAAAGAAAAUGCGGGACCGAACCAAAGAAUUAGGGAACCAGAAUGCCGAGACUUCAGACGAGGACGAGGAAGGCAAAGCCUUGAUGAUCAAAUCUGGAACCUCUUCAGUCAAAGAGGAGAAGGAGAAUGAAUCAUUCUUUAAAAAGGUUAAAGAAAUUCACGAAGGGCUGCAAAAUCUCAAAAGGAUUGUGUCUGAGCUUGAGAACAAACAGAAAACUGUGCUGGGUGUGGCACUGCCAGAGGAGAGUAUGAAGAAAGAGCUCCAGACUCUUCGAGAAGAGAUAAAAACGUUGGCGGGUCAGAUCCAGAGAAAAUUAAAAAGUAUUGAAUCGAAAAAGGGAGAGGAGGAUGGAAAAUAUGUACCCAUAAAUGUUCGGAUGCAGCGGACCCAGCACGGUGUCUUGUCCAAAGAGUUUGUGGAGCUGAUGGGUCACUGUAACACCAUCCAGGCCCAGUACAGAGACCGCAAUGUGGAGAGGAUACAGAGGCAACUCAAAAUCACCGGAACCAACGUGACAGACGAGGAGCUGGAUACUAUGCUCGAGAGUGGGCAGACGGAUGUUUUCACACAAAAUAUCCUUAUUGACGCUAAAGCUACAAAGCAGGCUCUGAAUGAAAUUGAGUCCCGACACGAUGAGAUCCUGAAGCUGGAGAAGAGCAUCAGAGAUCUGCACGACAUGUUCCAGUACCUCGCCAUGGAGGUGGAGGCUCAGGGGGAGAUGGUCAACCGGAUUGAAACCAACAUCAACCAGUCUUCAAACUAUGUGGAGAAAGCAAAGGACAACACAGCGAAAGCUGUAACAUAUCAGCAGAAAGCACGCAAGAAAAAGAUUUGGAUCGCGAUCUGUUUGGCCAUCCUCAUCCUCAUCCUAGUCAUCUCAUUGGUCUCCACCUUCGGCUCCUAACUCCAGGCAGUGCGAGUUGGCUGUAGACCUGUGUGGCAGAAGCACAUUCUGGGUUUCAUGUAAAAAAUAUUCAUAAUUUAGCAUGUACGGGUGAAUUAAGAGAGCAAAUUAUGUGUUAUCAUCCCUCUGCAUUUGUUAUUUUCACAUUUUAUAUUCCUCUAAUCCUCCUAAUAGGACUUUUGUUUUUUUAAAGAGAUGUGCUUUCUGUUGUUUUAACUUUCAAAUGACUACAAUCUUGCCUACAUUUCAACUUCCACUCAAGAGGUAGCGCUGCUGGUUUAUGGAGUCCCCCGGUCAGAUUCUGGUCUGCAACACAAAGACCAGGACAAUGUGUGAACUGUUACGUCAGCCCCUCUUCCCCUCCUACAUAGAAAAAAGAGGAAAUAAGUGGCCUUGAGAAAGGCACAAUACAGUAUUGAAAUCCAACAUUGCGCUGUUCAUACUGUACUCAGGAAACUGUGCGUUCUUGUUACCUUGUUGUUUCUGGAUCAAUUGGAGACGUAAAUAACAAUUGUAAUAGAUUAGAGCUUUCUUUUAUAGGAAUAUAGUAAAUAGACUAAUAUAAAUGUACAUAACCUAUAAUGCUGGUGAUUAUGACAUUCUUUAUGCAGAUGAUUUUUUUUAAAACUUGAAAGUUGUUUCGUUACUGCCUACAUGUAACAAGUGUAAAUACAGAUCUUUUUUUUGUGAAACAGCUCCCCCCCACCCCCCCACCCCCUCCCUUUAUCUUUAUCUUACGUGUGUCUGCACUGCAAUAAAAAGGCCUACGGCCCACUUUUAUUUGUCCUACCAGUCUGUAUUUAUGAUUUGAACAAUGUUGUGUAAGCUGCUACGAGAUAAUUCUGCAACAACACAUAAUGAAGCCUUUUCAAAACGGUGCCUUCUUCUUUAUGUACACGUCAACAGCUCAAGUUGAGUUUGUGAUGUUGAGCACUAACAUUGUAAAAGAUGGAGUGAGUUUUUUUUAUAGUUUAUAUUUGUUUGUAUUCAAACUGCAGUCUUUCAGCUGGGAGUCCUUGCAUCUUAGCCUGACACGUAUACUCUUUAGACUUUAUUUUUCCUUCACUUGUUUGUCACAUUGUGCAAUGUCUCCAUUUGUCUUGCUAGUUUUGCGACUUAAAUUCAAUUCUGCGGGGAAAAAUUGUAAAGAAGUGAACCCAGAAACCAAUUUAUGGAGACAAACGGUACCUGCUGUCCACUACAACAUGACAAAUGUGUAACGAAAAGUAAACCAAACCCGUUUUAUUGUUGUCCAGUACUCAUUCAAGUCUCCUUUGGAAACAGAAAAGCUGCCUGUCUGCACAGUUACGAGCAGAAAAAGAAUGACUUUGCUACUGUGUAAUAUUAUGGCUGUUGAAUUUUGCAUCACAUUUAUUUUAAUAUAGAUUUGUUUUUAAAAUAAAGUACUGCCAUCGUCUAUUA